Dunckerocampus dactyliophorus (ringed pipefish) is the source of this 731-nucleotide messenger RNA. RefSeq names its product ATPase H+ transporting V1 subunit G1 (gene atp6v1g1). NCBI's taxonomy places the organism in Eukaryota, Metazoa, Chordata, Actinopteri, Syngnathiformes, Syngnathidae. The record is from RefSeq and is a predicted model, not a curated record. Bases 145 to 501 code for a protein of 118 amino acids. Gene Ontology annotation, biological process: proton transmembrane transport. Gene Ontology annotation, cellular component: vacuolar proton-transporting V-type ATPase complex. The transcript is spliced from 3 exons. Gene Ontology annotation, molecular function: proton-transporting ATPase activity, rotational mechanism.
CGCUAUUCUUUGGCUAUGUAGGCGGGGUUAUAUGCAUCCGGGCGCACGGUUCACGUGACGAGCAUCAGCUGACUGCGGUCAAGAGCAGCAGGUCGAUUCAUUCGUCGAGUCCGCGUCGUUGUUUCUGUGUUCGAGUUACCCGGCAUGGCCAGUCAGUCUCAGGGCAUCCAGCAGCUGCUGCAGGCAGAGAAGAGAGCCGCAGAGAAGGUGGCGGAAGCCCGCAAACGUAAAAACCGUCGUCUGAAGCAAGCCAAAGAAGAAGCUCAAGCUGAGAUAGAACAAUAUCGACUGCAGAGAGACAAAGAGUUUAAGACCAAAGAGGCAGCGGCCCUCGGUUCCCAUGGCAACAGCGCGGUGGAGGUGGACCGGGACACCGCGGAGCGCAUGAGUCGUAUCCAGGCCAGUUACCGUGGUAACCGGGAGUCUGUUCUGGGUGACCUGCUGCGGCGUGUGUGCGACAUCAAGCCCGAGUUCCACGCCAACUACCGCGUGGCUGGCUAGUGACGAUGAUGACGUGUCAGUGGUGUUAUGAAAUAUGAAUUCAAUGUGUUCUUUCCUUCGUUGGCAUACAGUAACCCUUUCCUCACUAAGCUUGGGUGUAUUUCAUCCUUUAUGAUUGGCUGCUGAUGGUAAAGCCGUGUGUUUGUGUACGUGAUGUUGACGAGUCACUAAAUAUUCUAUGUACUACUCUGUGCUACAUUGUUGCUGAGUCAAUAAAUAAGGAAGCACAA